Messenger RNA from Erigeron canadensis, 3164 nucleotides. RefSeq names its product pentatricopeptide repeat-containing protein At1g22960, mitochondrial-like. Bases 163 to 2415 code for a protein of 750 amino acids. The record is from RefSeq and is a predicted model, not a curated record. NCBI's taxonomy places the organism in Eukaryota, Viridiplantae, Streptophyta, Magnoliopsida, Asterales, Asteraceae. Gene Ontology annotation, molecular function: protein binding. The transcript has 4 exons.
ACCACUCUAACCAGCCGCCGACCACUAGAGAAGCUGGUGGCAAUGGAUUCAUCUACGUUCACCAAUUAAUUCCCUUUUAACAAUCUUUCUCAGAAACUCUAAAACCCCUUUUCAUUUUUAUUCUUAAAAAAAGAAACAAUCUUUUAAUUUCUCCAAUGCUCAAUGUCCCUCCAUGUCAGAUCUUCACAAUCCAUCAUCACAACAGGCAAAAAUAGCUUCAAUUUCUUCAAGGUUCGAUUAACAUUUAUAUUAUAUAAGUCUUUUCAUCAAUCUCAUAACCAAAAAACAAAUAAUAAUAUCUGUAUAAACAAUACCCAUAGUGAUUGCCCUGAGUUACAUUUCAAGAAUCUUAUUUUUUCAGCUAUUGAAUCAAAUUAUAGGGCUUUUUGUUAUAAUACUAACCCGGGUCAGGGUUCGGGCCGAAACCCGUUUCAAGAAAGGUUUAAAGCUGUCAUCUUUGAGCCUGAGUUGUUUGUUAGGGUGCUUAGUUCACUUAGAAACCACCCUUUGGUUGCUCUUAGGUUCUUUAGCUGGGUCGAGAGACAACCUGGGUUUAGGCCUACGGAUAAUUCGUUUGUUGCGAUUUUUGAUAUUCUUGCUAGGAGUAAUUUGCUGGGCCGGGCUGAUUCAGUUAUGGAAAGGGUGGUGGUUUGUGGGAAUUUGAAUGGGGUUUUGGAUAUUUUGAUUAAUGGGAACUUGAAUGUAAAUGUUGUGGUAAAGGUGUUAGAUUUUAUGAUUGUUUUUUUGGUUAAGAAAGUGAUGGUUGAGCAUUGUUUGUUUGUGUUUAAUAAGAUGAUUAGAAGUAAGUUCUUACCUGAUGUGAAGAGCUGCAAUAGGAUUCUUAAAGUGCUUAGGUCUACGAAAUUAGUUGAUAAAAGAAAACAAGUGUAUAGUAUGAUGAAUCAGUAUGAUAUUAAACCGAACAUCGUUACUUACAAUACUUUGUUGGAUUCGUAUUGCAAAGAGGGUGAUGUUGAACAAGCUUUGCAUCUCUUAGAUGAAAUGCAAUUGAGAGGUUGUGUACCUAAUGAUGUUACAUAUAACGCGUUGAUCUGUGGGUUGGUUAAAGAAGGUGACUUUGAGCAAGCGAAAGAGAUGAUUUCUAAAAUGUUGAUUUUGGGUUUGAAGGUGUCAGCUUACAGUUAUAAUCCUUUAAUUCUCGGAUAUUGUAAGAAAGGAUUGGUUGUGAAAGCUUUUAAACUUGCUGAAGAAAUGGCUGUAGUGGGAGUAUCACCGACUGUAUAUACGUACAAUAUUCUUAUUUAUGGCUUAUGCAAACAGGGAAGACUUAUUCAUGCUAGACAAUAUCAUUCUGAGAUGCUAAAGAAGAAAAACUUAAUGCCAGAUGUAGUUUCAUAUAAUAUUUUGAUCUACGGGUAUAGUCUUUUAGGGCGUAUGGCCGAGGCCUUCUCGUUGUUAUAUGAGUUAAGGCGUAUGGAUCUUAUUCCUACAAUGAUUACCUACAAUACCCUUAUGCGAGGGUUAUGCAUGAAUGGUAGUUUGGAAGAAGCAAUAAAGCUAAAGGAAGAAAUGGACAAUCUUGGUUUUACUCCAGAUAUCUACACGUACACAAUAUUGGUCAAUGGUUCUUUCAAGAUUGGUGAUUUGGCCAUGGCUAAAAAAAUGUUCAAUGAGAUGCUGAGUCGUGGGUUGCAGCCUGAUCAUUACGCGUACACUACUUGGAUGGUUGGAGAACUUAAGCAUGGUGAUAGAUCUUGGGAUUCUCAUUCAUUAAAAGAAAUGCUGCGUCCUAUGCCUAAUUUAAUUGCAUAUAAUGUGGCUGUACAUGGUUUUUGUAAGGAUGCAAAUGUCCAAGAUGCAAGUAAGUUGUUAAAAGAUAUGGUUUCUAGUGGUUUUGUUCCUGAUCAUGUCACAUAUACGAGCAUAAUUUGUUCAUAUUUGGAGUUGGGAAAUAUUCAAAAAGCUAAAGAUUUGUUUUACGAGAUGCAAUGUGAAGGUGUAAAUCCAACGGUUGUGACUUACACUGUACUUAUACAUGCCCAUGCUGUCAUUGGGAAGAUAGAACAGGCAUUUGUGUAUUUUAGGGAAAUGCAAAGGAAAGGUAUUGUACCGAAUGUGAUCACUUACAAUGUGUUGAUUAAUGGUUACUGCAAAUCUGAAAAAAUGGAUCAAGCUUAUGGAUGUUUUUCUGAAAUGGAAGUAAGAGGUUUAGUUCCCAAUAAAUAUUCAUACACCAUAUUGAUAAACGGAAAUUGUAAUUUGAGUAAUUGGGGCGAGGCUUUCCGGUUAUAUACUGAGAUGGUUGCUAGAGGAGUUGAGCCUGAUUCAUAUACACAUAGUAUACUUUUCAAGCGGAUAGGCUUGCAUGCAAAAAAUAGUGCAGUUCAUUAUCUUGAACACGUGGUUCUUGGUAAUGAGGAAAUCAGUGAACCAAAAGUAGCUCAGAAUUCAUAGUGAUUGCUGGAGAAUUAAAACUUCUUCAGAUCAUGUGGCUCAUCUAUUGUGAAUGACUAUGGUGGACACAUUGGCGACUUUUUAGUUAUAUUAAGUCAGAUGUUUAUACAUUCAAGACAUAGUUUUGAUACCCUACAGCUCACAAUGAGAAAGCAAUCUUGUUAGCCGUAGGACGGGAUGUUAUCACAGUAGCAAGUAUGAUUGUUUGAAAAGCCAGUUGGUCAUGAAUUAAAGUGUUCAAGAUUAUUGUUAAAUACUGUAACUUUUGGUUCUAAGCUGAUGAGGAACAGCUCAAAGGUCUGCUGCCAUUUAACUCCCAAAAUGAUUCAUUAUCUAUCUUCUAAAAUGUGGGUGACAUUGUAAACUCAGGUGGCAUUCACUUUCCCGGAUUGAGGCAGUUCUUAGCGAUAUGCAGUGGCUAUGGUGCAAUGUCAGCCGCUGGCAGCAGUGGUUAUUCAAGAGAAUGGGAGAGACAUCUACAUUUAAUGUUUCUAUGUCACACAUCAGUAUGACUUUUAUAAUGGGCAGGGAAAAUGGUUAUGAUGUCUUAAAUGUAGUUAGCUAUUUUAUAAUAGGCUUUGAUUUCCUAUUUCUCUUUUCAUUAUGUUAGAGCCGCAUUAUUUUGUAAAAAAAAAUUUCUACUUUUUGUAAGCCUAACAUUAGUACUAAUUGAAAACCAAUUCAUGACAUGGCAUGAGAUUUCACUUGUCUUUCUGUAACACCUUGUAAACAUCAUCCUUGUACACUCA